Molecule: messenger RNA, 1295 nt
Organism: Aphanomyces invadans
Lineage: Eukaryota; Oomycota; Saprolegniomycetes; Saprolegniales; Verrucalvaceae
Exons: 2
Coding region: 17-766 (249 amino acids)
Source: RefSeq, a predicted model, not a curated record
CUGACGCACACGAGGGAUGGAAAACGCAGGGGCGCCACGGCGAUCGGACGAAGAGCGACUUCAGCGACGCCGGGAACGAUGUAAGAUCAACCAGCGCAAGUAUCGAGCCAACCUACGCGUCUCUAAGAACCUGGAGCGCCUCGAUAUGGAGGAACUUGGCCGUGUGAAUCAGCGGUUAGAAGGCCACAUAGACGCCAUUGAUCGACUAGGACUGUGGUGCCACGCGGAAGAACAGUCGCUUCUGGAGUAUCUACGAUUGUUUGAGCAUGGGUACUCGCGAUCGGAGCGGCAGGACGCGUUCCUGCGCUUCUUCGUCGACCCGGAUGGAUGGUGCAACGAUCAGAGAGGCGUGGAAGUCGUGAGGUCGAUGUGGACAUCCUACAUGUCCUCGUUUACCUAUCUCCACAUCGAGUGUGCACGGAUCACACCAUUGCUCAACACCCGUGACGGCGCGUUGGUGGAACUCCAUUGCUCGGCCGAGCUGGGCAUGAAUAUGGUAACCAUCCAAACGAUUUUCCCUCAAGUUAUGUGUCGGCCAGACUUGGUGGCCACAAUGUUGCGCACGCCGUUGCUGCUACCCGUCCAUACUACGUAUUUGUUUAACCAACACAAACAAGUUACGUGGCAAGCCUCCAACGCGAAUGUGGUCGAAGCACUGCUUCAUCAGUUUGGCAACCUGGACGAUGUGGCAGUGGCCGCAGCCAAAACAGCCAUCCAGCCGAACGCUACGCUGCUUGAAGGACCCGAUAGCGUCAAACGAAGCUAAUAUCACGCGCUGGCCACGGUGAAGGUCAGAUUCAACCAAAGGCAUUGGGGCCCUUGACGUGCUUGUGCUGGCUGUGCACGACGCCGGCGAGCCCGUGUGUGAUGCCGUCAUUUGCUGACCGGAUGCACGACGUCCGACGACAUUUGACGUCCGUUAUCGCGUUCGUUAUCCCGUUCGUUAUUGCAUUCGGUCUCGUUUCGUAAACGUUUGCAAACACUUGGACGUCGUUUCACAGCCACAAGGAUGGACGGGCUUUGCACGACCUGGACCACUCACCCCGACGUCAGGAUGGACUCGGCGCAGGCAUUUGCUGGCCAUGGAUGGUAUGGGUCCCCCGCGGCGAAUGGUGUGUACCCGUGGGUCGUGUUGACCCAAACUCAGCGGGCCACUUGCUGUUUGCAUUACCGAGGAUGUCACGUUCGCCGUGUUCGACGGCAUGGUGCCGCUUCUGUUCGUUUCCGUCACGGACACGAGCCAGUGUCCGAGUCAAGACGAAUGAAAUACCCUUCGACACAAGGUGCGGUGCCAC